AUGGCGAAGGUCACCAGGCCUACUAAGACCGCAGAAAUGUGCGUAACGGGCUUGGAUGACUCUAUCACGCCCAAAAAAGUCGCCACUGUCUUUGCAUGUAAAGGUAUGACUGUGUUGCGGGGGACGUCCAAGUGGAGGAAAUCCGCCGUAAUUUCUUCGGUCUGGGGGCCUGCUAGGCCUGGAUCUGAGUCAGGAUCUAGAUCUGGGCCUGUGGAGGUCGAGGAGGAGGCACGUCGGUUUGGCGACGCAAUGUCGCAGAUCUGCGACACAGUGAUGCCCCGGGCCGGCCCUCGACGUCAAGUGUACUGGUGGUCCGAUGAAAUUGCGCCUUUACGCUCAGAGAGCAAUGCCGCCAGACGCCAGUAUCUCAGACACCACCGUCGAAGGCAGAGUCGCGACGCCGAGACGGAAGCGCAGUUGUACGCGGUCUUCAAGGAGAAUAAGAAGACCCUAGAACUGGCCAUCAGCAGGGCCAAGGUUAAGGCCAGAGAGGAACUUCUGAGAACUCGCAACGAAGACCCAUGGGAGCGCCCCUAUAGGAGUCAGGAGCAAGCUCUGCUCCGGGGCGACACCUGCGGCGGAGGGUCUCCAGCCACAGCAACUGGAGGAGGUGCUAACAGGUUUGUUUCCGGAACAACCAGAAUAUCAGCCUCCUUCUAUGAUACCGCGGAACCAAAGACAGGAAGAGGGCGGCGACACCGAAUGCGCUGGGGCUCCGCCGAUCACUUCAGUGGAGUUCUCACUGGCCGUGGACAAGCUCCGGGGGAAGGGUACCGCCCCCGGGCCAGAUGGUGUCCCCGGCCGGGUCUUGGCCUUGGCUCUGGAUGUCCUUGGCAGGGUUGUCCUGCUCCAAAAGGAGGGUCGCCCUGCCUCUCUCUGCCCUCGCUAUUUCGCCCGAUCGUGCUGCUGGAUGAGGUCGGUAAGCUCUUUGAGCGGAUAAUAGUGCGCCGACUCGUCCAGCACUUGACCCGGGAUGGCCCUGAUUUGUCCCCGAACCAAUAUGGUUUCCGGGAGGAUCGCUCGACCAUAGACGCGCAGGCACGUGUUCGCACCCUCUUGGAAGAGGUGGUUUUCCAGGGCGGGGUGUUGUUGGCUGUCUCUUUGAACAUCAAGAAUGCCUUUAACACCCUGCCCUUUGCCGUCAUCAGGAAGGCACUCGAAUAUCAUAAAGUGCCUCCUUACCUUCGGGACAUAAUCGGGGCCUAUCUCGAAGACCGGGAAAUUUUCUGUGUCGGGCGGAACGGUAUGGCAGUACAGAGGGACGUACAACGCGGCGUUCCACAGGGUGUGGUCUUGGGCGCACUGCUCGCGGGCACAAGUGUCUUCUGCUAUGUUGAGGACACAUUGGCUACUGCCCGGGGACGGGCUUCAUGCAGGUUGUCCGUCGUGCCACAGCGAGCGUGGCACUAG
Molecule: messenger RNA, 1410 nt
Organism: Galleria mellonella (greater wax moth)
Lineage: Eukaryota; Metazoa; Arthropoda; Insecta; Lepidoptera; Pyralidae
Exons: 2
Coding region: 1-1410 (469 amino acids)
Source: RefSeq, a predicted model, not a curated record